This is a messenger RNA of Epinephelus fuscoguttatus (brown-marbled grouper), 7030 nucleotides long. It is a transcript of the gene ino80da, whose product is annotated as INO80 complex subunit D. NCBI's taxonomy places the organism in Eukaryota, Metazoa, Chordata, Actinopteri, Perciformes, Serranidae. The record is from RefSeq and is a predicted model, not a curated record. Gene Ontology annotation, cellular component: nucleus. The transcript is spliced from 10 exons. Bases 284 to 3295 code for a protein of 1003 amino acids.
AGUGCCUGUAGUGGUGCUGUGAGGAGUCUGCUGUGGAUCCAACAAAAAUCCUCAGCAGCCUGCCUACUGCUUGUAAUUUGCUCUGGAUAGCCUAUAUUUAAAUGCAUCCUUAUUUCAAGAUAUACCGAGCUCGAUGAAGAUCACUGUUAUUAUCCUGUCUCGAAUAUCGAUGCACAAAUAGCCUAGCUGAUUCUAAUAGACAUUUCGGCCGUCUAUCUGGAGUGAAUACCUUACACAGCCCAUACCAAUUCAAGCUGAUGUUGUCAAGAACAAGAGUCACGUGAUGUAUGAAGGCAAACACAUACACUUCUCAGAGGUGGACAAUAAGCCGUUGUGCUCGUACAGCCCAAAGCUGUGCAAGCAGCGCAGACUAAACGGCUAUGCUUUCUGUAUCCGGCACGUUCUGGAGGAUAAGACAGCCCCCUUCAAGCAAUGUGAAUAUGUGGCCAAGUACAACAGCCAGCGUUGUACCAACCCCAUCCCCAAGUCUGAGGACCGCAGAUACUGUAACAGCCACCUGCAGGUUCUGGGCUUUAUCCCCAAGAAGGAGCGGAAAAAGAAACAUGAUGCUUUGGAGGAAAUGCGCUCACGGGCUCACCUGGAGUCAGUGGCUCUCAAUAUAACUGUGCCCUCACUAGCUCUGAAAGCUCCCAAUGGUCUAGAUGAACUUCCGCCAUCUCCUCCCUGUUCACGCCUGUUGCCCCUCCCUGAUGGGGAACUCCUGGACCCUUUUGCCUUUUAUGAGGAUGACACAGACGGGGAGGAGGUGGGUACUCCUCGGAAGGGCAGCGCCAUCAAGAAGAAAUUACAGAGUCGACUGGUGCUCAGUCAGAAACUCUGCCAUGACACGGACCUCUUCCAGCCACCCCCUGAGCACUUUAGUCCCUCCCCUGCCCCCCGUGUCCACCCCUCCUCGCCGCUCAACACUCAUCUCCCACGGCAGCAGUCAGGUCUCCUCCACCCGCCCCAGCACUCCAGCGUGACUUCCUUCAUCUUCCCAGGACAGCAGCAGGGUUUAUUAUGCAAUCCACCACCACCUCAGACGGUCAACUUUCUGCCUCCAGGGAUGCCCGCUAAUGCAGCACCCAGUCCAGUGCAACCCUCUGGGCCAUCACUCAGCAGGAAAAUGCCUUUCACUGCGACUCACUUGCCUGUCAGUUGCAAGGACAGUGGCAGUAACAAUCAGCGGCACAUGGUUGUCAUGCGUCCUGCUGCCUUCUCACCUUCUGCCAGCUGCCUGGCCAGGUUGCAACAUCUGGUGCAGCUCUGUGCCAAGAGACACCAGGAGCACGGAGACCUCUUUCCUCAUCUAGGACUGGACUGGUCAGAAGACAGUGCUGACGAUGAUGAUGAUGAAGAGGAGGAGGCGGAGACAUUUGUUCCUUUCCAGAGCUCCUGGAGACCACAGAAUGGGUUGGAAGACGACAGCGGUUCCUCGCGGAGAACGCGGCUACUAAGGCUUUGCUCGUACCUCCAGGAGAAAUACAAGCACAUGUGCAGGCAGGAGAGGGCGAGUAUCCGUCAAAAGAGAUACCGCUAUGCCUUCCGCAAAGCCUUGCUGCACGCUGCCAGUAACAACCCCGAUUGUGCCGGGCAGCUGAUCCAGGAGUUACGUGGUGCCUCUCGAAGCUCCUCGAGUGUGACUCCAGUCAGGCAGCAGAACACAGAUACGGGGACCUGCACUGGCAGCACAAAGGGCCAAGCCUGCAACAACAGGGCUCUGCCCUUCACUCGACACUGCUUUCAGCACAUUCUGUUGAAUCGUUCCCAGCAGCUCUUUGCUAGUUGCACAGCCAAAUUUGCAGAUGGUCAGCAGUGCUCCAUCCCUGUGUUUGAUAUCACGCACCAGACACCACUCUGUGAAGAGCAUGCCAAAAAAAUGGAUAACUUCCUGCGAGGGGAUGGUAACCGACGAGUGCAGCACCAGCAGCAGCAACAGCGAAAGCCACGUAAAAAGACCAAACCACCGGCGCUCACCAAAAAACACAAGAAGAAGAGGAGGAGAGGGCCGCGGAGGCCUCAGAAACCCAUCCCUCCAGCGUUGCCACAGGGGAACCUGGGAAUGCCUUCUACAAGCCUAGCAAUGCCCUCACAGGCCAGCAUCAGAAGCCCGUCAACUCCAGAACUGAGUACGGAGGAGCUUCCUGACGAUAUCACCAAUGACAUGGCAGACAUUCCAAAUGACCUUGAGCUAAACCAGGAGGAUUUCUCCGACGUGUUACCCAGACUACCCGAUGAUCUGCAGGACUUUGACUUGUUUGAAGGUAAGAAUGGGGAUUUGUUGCCCACCACGGAGGAGGCUGAGGAGCUGGUGCGUGCGCUGCAGGCCAUGGGCUCUUACCCGGACUCUUUGGUGUGCCUGACCUCCAUGGGCGACUUGGCCCCGUCUGAAGGAGUGGACCACCGCGCCAUGACUGUGUUCCCUGGUCCGGUCCAGCCGGGGGGCAUGGGGGACCUGCUCAACAGCCGCAUGCCUACAGAGAACUUCACCAGCCUCGAGCUGGAGGACAAUCUACUGCAGUCCACCGGGAGUCACUUUCCCCCCUCGCCGCCAUCUCAGCCUGCUAACCAGCCCCAGACGUCGGGCUCCAACCUGACCUCAUCUUCUUCUACAGUAGCCCCUUCCACCACCUCCCUGCUCACUCAGACCUCCAUAACAGAGCGAACGUUUUCCCGGACACACACAUCCCACGUGCUGGCCAAGUCGGAUGCGCCCACGUCAUCUCCCCAAGGCAGCCACUACGGCAGUGAGCACGUGCCAUCCCCAUACAGCGACCACAUAUCUUCUCCCCACGCCAGCUCCUUCCAGACAGACACCCCUCUAUUGCUAGAAGUUCCUCUCAGCGGGGUGCCAGGACCCCCACGCUCAUCAUGGAACAAUCUCCCUCUCCCCCUCACGGACCCCACGCAAUUUGGCAAUCUCAUAGGACCAGAGAGCCAUCUCAUAUCCACCUCUCUGUCCACACCGCCGGCCACCACCCACUCUGUGACGCUGCAGCCGAUGGCUGCUCUCUCAGCGAUGCCCCAGAGUGGCCUGACAGGUUUAACGACCUCCCCCGCCCCCUCGUCCUCCCUCCCAUCCUCCUCACAUGAUCUUCUGACCUCCACACAGCCCAAGCAACAGCUCCCACAGUUCAGCGCGGCCUUUGGCCAUCAAUUGGCCUCCCACAGUGGCAUCCCAAAAGACGUGCAGCCCAGCCACAGCUCCACAGCGCCCCCCGCUGGCUUUUCUAUAGUUAGUGCCACCGCUGCAAGUGCCAACAGCGCCACACCACCUUUCACGCAAAGUAAAUGAGAGCCUGCAGCGGCUGCAUGACGGUCUGUGGACUCACAGUCACUUAUUACCCAGUCCACUGGCUCCUGAUUGACCACCCCUCUUCAUCUGCUACAUGUGUGCAAUGUGGUAAUAGUGCACUAUUUGAUAAUGAAUUUGCACAACCUCAGAUUUUCCUCCAUAUUUUCUGUUUUUGUUAUUUUACUCUGUAGCCAGGCGGCCUCUGGGAUUCUAAGUCAGUGUGAGUCCACUUGUUUGAUGCCUUGUGGUUUCGUCAGCAGGGGGUAACAGUUGGAUUUUGCGAUGAAAAAGCAGGUGAAAAUUGGCGGAAGGACCUUAGCAGAGAUUAAUCUGUCACAGUGCUCAGAAUUCAUCGACGCAGAAGCCUCAAUCAGUGGUCGGUUUGUUUGCUUUGCCAGUUAAAGUCCUGUGUCUAAAUGAUCAACUGUACCCUGCCUUGCUCAGAUAGCCAUUGCAUUUUUUUAAUUUCCCACCUGUUUCAUACACUGCUUCUGUCACCCUCUGAAAAACAAAGAGUACAGGUUGUGAUAUUUGUGACCCAUUAUGUUUCAAAGCUAUUUAACUGUUAUCAUGAUAUAGAAUCUUACCGAGUCAGAUUUCACAGUCAUAUGAAAUUUACCAAAAUACUUUUAAACAGCUGUUUUUAUAUUGUGUAUACUGUAUAUGUGCUCAUGUAUUGGUUUGCUCAGACGUCAAAAUCUCUGACCUCACCAUUGGUUGUGGGACUCUGAGUGGCCUAGUAGACACUUGAAGGUAAAUAUAGUUUCUUAAAGCAAUAAACACAUUAACAUAACUCUAGCAUUGUAAGGUAUUUUAUUGGUCUCAUUACAUGUAGCUUCACUCGCUGAAUCUGGGCUGGGUCAGGAAUAUAUUUCGGCCUCUAUGAACUGUUGUAAACUGAUUUUUAUUUUAUUUUACUUUACAGCAGUUUUACUCAGAAUUAGAGCCUAUAGAGACCAGUGAUCAGGUCAGCCUAACUUCUUCUCUGGGGUCAAACUGAGUAGAUUUUAAAGGCUAAUAAAUGAGUUUCAGUGUUAAUGGUAGGGGCGAUAAUGGCGUAAUCCAGGGACUUUAAGUGUCUACUCUCAAAGGUGCUCUCUGGUCCACAUAUACAAUGGUCAUAAGUGACUUACGUGUUGGGCAAAAUCAGUGUCAGGACUCCAAGAAAGCCCACUAUAAGACAUCAAGGAUAGACUGUCUGUACUCGAUACCUUUGGGUAUGGAGUACUGAUAGCCAAAAUAACCCAGUACCAAGUGAUAUCGAAACGUCUCCAGUCAAACGAUACCUGCAUUCAACCCUUUUUGCGCCGGGGGUUUGAUGCCAUUGUUUUAACAUACAAAAAUUCCGUUAGUCCAAAGAAUGACCCAUCCGACUGAAAGCCCAUUUCUCCUACAGCCUGUUAUCACAAAAACAAAUGCCCGUUGCUCUGAUGCCACGUUUUUCCAAAAAUACACACUCACCACAGUUAGUUUCAGUUUCCCUGUUGCGUUUGAGACACCAGAUGCGGGUGUUAUUCACUGACCUGUCCCUGCUUUUCCAGCAGCUUUUAUGCUACCAAACAUGGGUGUUUUAAGCAAAAACAUGAUCUUUUCCAAACCAUAACCAAGUGUUUUUUGUGCCUAAACUUAACCACAUGCUUCCCACAGCUUUUUUGAGAAAUGUUAAGUUUGAACACAUCCAUUACAAAAUAACGUAACAUAUCCGUUGUUUCCAGAAACAAACAUUGUGAAUGUUUUGUCUCGUGAUUUUUUUUGUCGAACUGCAGGGAGUGUGUAUUUUCGGGGAAAUCGGAUUUAAGAGCAUUAAGUGUUUCUUUUUGGGUCCAAUGGGACAUUUUUUGGACUAACAGGGCUUCGGGAUUUGGGCCAUUAGAACAGUGGGCAGUCCGUGAUCCAUGGCUGUUACAACUUCUUGCUGGAUUGGCAAACUUUCUGUUGCUGCUGUCGCCGGAGCCACUCUCCUCCCAGUGAACAGUCAGUUAAACGGCAGUUAGAGGGAGCUUUAAAUGGUCUGAACAAACUCACACCGACACUGAAACGGCUUGAUUCUGUCGCUAAUAACCAUUAGGUAAUUUUAGCUGUGUGAUGCUAACAGUUAGCCAUGUCACUGGGCGGACUCUCACAACUGUCCCCAGCGUGGCGCAUGGUUUAUUGACAUAGUUGGCAGUUCAGCGUGAUACCACCAGAACAUCUUAAAGUCCGGCACGCCAUUCACACUGUGGGUAUCAAAUGACGUUCUCUGUUGGUUUCGGUAUCACUUUAACGGCGCUGGUGUUACAAUUUUUUAAACGACACGCAGCCCUACUACCCAGAGAUGGCUUAGAUGGUGAUUUAAAUGUUAUAAACUGGUGUGUUGAUCAGUGUCUGUUUUACUCUCACUUACAAAGUAACUUUAAGCUGCAAACCUGGGGUCUGAUUUUUAAUUUUAAGAAAACGAGAACCACCUGAGAGCCCCUCCCCCGUCUGUGACCGACUCCUACAGCAGUACAACCAUGGCUUUUGAUAGAUAUUAUAUUAGACAUUUGACGGAUUGUCAGACAUUGUUGAGUAUUAGGUAUAUAGAGUAGCGAGUCUCUAUCUUGGGGUUUGUUGGUGAAUUAUUGAGUAGCAAUGGAUUGAAAUUGUUAUUUGCAAUGUAUUCAGUGGAACCUGUGUCUUGUAGAAUGAGUCUCUUGUUUUUAAUGGCUAUCAAAAUGGUUGUAAGUCGGAGGGAUCGAUGUUUGUAUGCUGUCAGUUUUUUUAAAAAUAUUAUGAUGAUGAAGAGUAUUUUUGAUAGCUAUUAAACUCCAGAAAGAAGUCUUGAGAUUUGCAUGGGGCAGCAACCUUUUGUGUGAGAGCAUUAUAUUACUAGAUUAUGGUCACUGGCUUGAUUCUUGGUGGUAUAUGAAACAUAGGAAUAUAUGCAUCGCCAUUUCAUUUCAUUAUGUGGAGAAAAACAGAUUACAGUAUGUUGUUUUUCAACAUAGAUUUGCACAGGAGUGGAUGAGGCCGGUGGUGUUUCAUGUGUCCCGUGUCUGUCUUGCCUUUUUGUUUUUUUUUUUUUUUCUGCUUGGACGCUCAUUAAGUAAACAGCUGCCAUCAUUACCAGCUCUGAGCUUGCACCAGAACAGACCCCCCCCCAUUUCCAGCUGUGAGAAGGCCCAGUUCUGUCUCUCCCUUCCAAAGAGAAAACACAUAAUGAAGUGUAAACCCGUAGCUCCACCAGAGACGACUGGGCUUCUCGUUGACUGCAGUGUUGUAACUAUUCUAGUCAUAAACACAGUGCCCCCCCUUCGAAAAGUUAAAAAAAAAAAAAAAAAAAAAAAGACAAAAAAAGUUGGAUGAAAAUGUUUGCAAGGCAUAACUGCUGUAUCCACAUAGCAUGAGAUUAGUCACGGCACCAGUUUACUCUCCCAAAAACCACGUAGAACAAAAUUAACAGGGCUCGUACUGUAGGCACAUUUAACUGCUUGAAUUCAGAGAUGGCUGACAAAUUCCUAUACUCAUUGAAUGUACUGUAUUACUGUUUUUAAAGAUAGGAUGAGCUAAUCUAGUCACCUUUUGUUAUCGGUCCUUGUUUAAUUUGUCUAAGGUAUUUUUUGUAUACAAAGGUUUACAUUUUUAUGUAUAUUUUUCUUGUGUACAAAUUAUGUAAUAUGUGUACAAACACUGUAUGUAAUAUCUGUAUAUAGUGUGAGAAAUUUGAUCUUUUGUUUUUGGAUGUAUAAAUAAAACUUGCUGUGAGGUAUUUGCUGA